Messenger RNA from Cucurbita maxima (winter squash), 3888 nucleotides. RefSeq names its product kinesin-like protein KIN-7D, mitochondrial. The record is from RefSeq and is a predicted model, not a curated record. Gene Ontology annotation, molecular function: microtubule binding; ATP binding; microtubule motor activity. The coding region runs from base 229 to 3444 and encodes 1071 amino acids. NCBI's taxonomy places the organism in Eukaryota, Viridiplantae, Streptophyta, Magnoliopsida, Cucurbitales, Cucurbitaceae. Gene Ontology annotation, biological process: microtubule-based movement. The transcript is spliced from 25 exons.
CUCUCUCUUUCACUAUCCAUUUCUCAGUAACGCCCGCUGUCUUAAAGAAGACGAAACAAUCUCUAACUUCUCUCUCUAAAGUCUUCCAUGGGAGGUAGCUUAAAGCGUUGAACAAAUUAUUAGCACAGACAAAAGAGAAGAAGAAGAAGAAGAAGAAAAAGGGAUUCUCAAUGUUCUUCGCUUUUGCUUGUGCAACCAUAGUCCUCACUGGCUUGCCUGAUUCAGUCUAUGGCGUCUUCGUCCCGAACGCGGAGUAGUUCGCCGUUUUCUCAUCGGAAAUCUGUUGCUUCUUCUUACUAUUCGAGUCCAUCGCCCAGUUCUUUCACGAACGGGAAGAUGAUUCCUCGACCUUGCUCGAGUUCGGCGUCUUCGCAUUAUGGAAUGGGCGGUGGAUUUGGUUCUCGAUCAAUGGCUCAUGGCCGAGGGGUUUCGGAUUCAAUGCACUAUGGAGGUGGAGGUUAUGGUGAUUGCUCGCCGGUUGGGUUUAUUUCUGAUGAUUUGAUUGCUGAGCCUGUGGAUGAGCUGAGGAAUGGAGAUAGCAUUUCGGUGACGAUUCGGUUUCGGCCUUUGAGUGAGAGGGAGUUCCUGAAAGGGGAUGAGAUUGCUUGGUAUGCGGACGGGGACAAGAUCGUGCGCAAUGAGUAUAAUCCGGUCACGGCCUAUGGAUUUGAUAGGGUGUUUGGACCAGAAACGAUUUCACAGGAGGUGUAUGAAGUUGCGGCCAAACCUGUCGUUAAGUCAGCGAUGGAGGGUGUUAAUGGAACUGUAUUUGCUUACGGUGUGACAAGCAGUGGGAAGACGCACACUAUGCAUGGAGAUCAAAACUCUCCAGGUAUCAUACCACUGGCUAUAAAAGAUGUUUUCAGCAUCAUCCAAGAUACUCCUGGAAGGGAAUUCUUGCUUCGUGUAUCUUACCUUGAAAUAUACAAUGAAGUGAUAAAUGACUUGCUAGAUCCAACAGCCCAGAAUUUGCGUGUUAGGGAAGAUGCACAGGGCACUUAUGUUGAGGGUAUAAAGGAAGAAGUGGUUUUAUCUCCUGGACAUGCUUUAUCAUUUAUAGCCGCUGGAGAAGAGCAUCGUCACGUUGGAUCAAAUAAUUUCAAUCUUUUUAGUAGCCGGAGUCACACCAUCUUUACGCUGAUGAUUGAAAGUAGUGCACAUGGUGAUGAGUAUGACGGUGUCAUCUUCUCUCAGCUUAAUUUGAUUGAUUUAGCUGGGUCAGAGAGCUCAAAGACCGAGACUACUGGACUGAGGAGAAAGGAAGGAGCCUACAUAAACAAAAGUCUUUUGACUCUUGGAACAGUUAUUGGGAAAUUAAGCGAGGGGAAGGCAUCCCAUGUUCCUUAUCGAGAUUCUAAGCUUACUCGUCUUCUACAAUCCUCACUCAGUGGUCAUGGACACGUUUCACUUAUUUGCACAGUAACUCCUGCAUCCAGUAACAUGGAGGAAACUCACAAUACAUUGAAGUUUGCUAGCAGGGCCAAACGAGUUGAAAUCUAUGCCUCGCGCAAUAAGAUAAUUGAUGAAAAAUCUUUGAUAAAGAAGUAUCAGAGAGAAAUUUCAACCCUCAAGCAAGAGCUUGAUCAGUUGAAAAGGGGGGUCAUUGUUGGUGUUAAUCAUGAGGAGAUAAUGAAUUUGAGGCAACAAUUGGAAGCAGGUCAAGUGAAAAUGCAAUCAAGAUUAGAGGAGGAAGAAGAAGCUAAGGUUGCUCUCAUGAGUAGGAUUCAGAGGCUGACUAAACUCAUACUAGUCUCUUCUAAGAAUUCUAUUCCUGGAUGUUUGAGUGACGUUCCUAGUCAUCAAAGGAACAAAUCUUCUUUUGAUGAUAAGUUUGAGGUCCCCCAAGAAUUGCUUUCCGAAAGCGAGAAUCAAAAUGAUCCAUCUUCAAUUCUUCACUCAGAUGUUUCUUCAAUCCAGUUGAACGGCGAAGGCUUACCAGCUGCUAGUGUAAUCACUGGAUCAACUAACGACGAAAUGUCAAUGUCAGAUCAGAUGGAUCUGCUGGUCGAGCAAGUUAAGAUGCUUGCUGGAGAGGUUGCAUUUAAAACCAGCACACUGAAACGUCUGGUUGAGCAGUCUGUUGAUGAUCCUGAUGGUUCUACAGUUCAGAUCCAGGACUUAGAACAUGAAAUUCAAGAAAAGAAGAGGCAAAUGAGGGCUUUGGAACAACGAAUUGCUGAGGGUGACAAGUCUUCAGUUUCUAGUGCAUCAGUGGCUGAAAUGCAGCAGACUGUUACAAGAUUAAUGACUAAGUGCAGUGAAAAGGACUUUGAGCUGGAGAUCAAAACGGCAGACAAUCGUGUUCUUCAAGAGCAAUUGCAGAAUAAGUGUGCAGAGAACAAAGAAUUACAGGAGAAAGUAGAACACUUAGAGCAUCAGUUGGCUUCAGUUACUAGCAAUAAAUUGCCAACUUCAUCUGAACAUUGUCUUCCAGAAAAAUAUAUCGAAGAAUUAAAAAAGAAGAUUCAAUCUCAGGAGAUUGAGAAUGAAAAUCUGAAAUUGGAAUCAGUUCACUUUUCAGAAGAAAUAAGUGGGUUGCAUGUACAGAAUCAAAAAUUGGCAGAAGAAGCUUCUUACGCGAAGGAGCUAGCCUCGGCUGCUGCUGUUGAGUUGAAAAAUUUAGCAGCUGAAGUCACCAAGCUCUCCUUGCAAAAUUCAAAAUUAGAAAAGGAGUUAUUGAGUGCUCAAGAAUUGACACACUCUAAAAACACACAGAAUAAUUAUGGUGGGAAUCGUAAGUAUAGUGACGGUGCGAGACCUGGAAGGAAGGGGAGGCUCUCUGGCCGAUCUAAUGAUGUUUCAGCGGCAGCCUGUGACGAUUUUGAUUUUUGGAAUCUUGAUCCAGAUGAUUUGAAAAUGGAACUUCACGCAAGGAAACAAAGAGAGGAAGCCCUUGAGGCUGCUUUAGCCGAAAAGGAACUUAUAGAAAAUGAUUACAGCAAGAAAAUGGAAGAGGCAAAGAAAAGGGAGGCAGCUCUUGAAAAUGAUUUGGCCAAUAUGUGGGUACUGGUUGCUAAGUUGAAGAAAGAGGGUGGAGGUGGAGCUAUCUCAGAUGUUAAAAGUGAUGCAAGGCAGGAUUCUGGAAUGGACAAUAUUAUCGAUACAACAACGACAAAUGAUAAUGAAACUCUGACCAUCUCUAAAGAAGACACUGUUCCUGUUGAUGAUUCGAAAAAACCUGAAGAAACACGUGAGGAAGAACCGGAACCAUUGGUUGUUCGCCUAAAGGCACGGAUGCAAGAGAUGAAGGAAAAGGAUCUCAAGUGCCUAGGAAACGUUGAUACGAAUUCACACAUGUGUAAAGUUUGUUUCGAGUUGCCAACCGCAGCAAUUCUUCUUCCAUGUCGACAUUUUUGUUUAUGUAAAUCUUGUUCACUUGCAUGUUCCGAGUGUCCAAUUUGUCGUACAAAGAUUGUAGAUAGGCUCUUUGCGUUUACAUCUUGACAUGCUGAUACAUGUCCUUUUCCCACCAGGUAAUUCAUACUUUCCCUUCUACUCCAUCAACCUCGACCACAAUCGGCAUUGCCUGUCGUGAUCCGAAACCUUGUUCAUCGACUCGUUACUGCUUUACUUUAUCAUCAAACAUGCAAAAAACCAUUUUACUUCAGUUUUAUGAUUAUGUACUGGCAGGAAUUCACUAUUCUCAACUGCCUGCAAUCUACCAUACUAUCCAGGACGAGAUUCUUUUAUUAGUCUUGCUUAUAUGCAACUGUACAAAAGGUACAUAAUUAUUGUUUAUUGUGUUCAAAUCUUUGAGAGAUGUAAAAUAAUACCAAAAGAGAAGAUCUGCAUAUUAAAAAAUUCAUCUUUGAGAGAUGGAAAGCUUUUUUUUGCUUAUUAGUUGUUUCAAACUUUCAUUUUAAAUAUGCAACUACUCUUUUUACCUUC